GCUGCGAUCAGAACUGCGCCUCACCGCACGCGACAGGCUUUGUAGAGGAGAUCACGGUGGCGAGGGAUGAGCUUGGCGGGGAGAGGAGGUUUGGGACUGUUUAUAUAUCGAGGUGGCUGCAGAGAGUGCUUUUAUUGCUAUCUUUACGAAGGGUGAAUAUGUCUUCUACACCUCCUCCUCCUUAUAAUGCUGCUGGGCCGUCGGUGAAUGCAGACGGGAUGAGUAAGACCGGGGCGAUACAGACGCAAAUCGACGACACGGUGAAGCUGAUGCGGGACAACCUGCAUCUGGUCGACGAGCGCGGGAUCGGUCUCGACGAGCUGAACCACAACAGCGAGCAGCUGGUCGAGUCUGCGCAGGGCUUUCGGCGGGGCGCGAAUCGGGCGCGGAAGGAGAUGUGGUGGAAGGAUAUGCGGUUGCGGAUGUUUCUGCUUGGGGGAAUUGUCGUGAUUCUGCUUUUGAUUAUCAUUCCGCUUGUUGUGAAGUACACUUGAAUGUAUUUGUUGUAGUAAUGAAGUAAGUAGCGAACAGUAAAGUCAGCAAUG
This is a messenger RNA of Myxozyma melibiosi, 545 nucleotides long. Its product is annotated as synaptobrevin-domain-containing protein. Gene Ontology annotation, cellular component: SNARE complex; plasma membrane. The record is from RefSeq and is a predicted model, not a curated record. Gene Ontology annotation, biological process: vesicle fusion; vesicle-mediated transport. The coding region runs from base 159 to 494 and encodes 111 amino acids. NCBI's taxonomy places the organism in Eukaryota, Fungi, Ascomycota, Lipomycetes, Lipomycetales, Lipomycetaceae. The transcript has 3 exons. Gene Ontology annotation, molecular function: SNAP receptor activity; syntaxin binding.